AAAAAGAUUCCAUGGAACAUCAGCAGUUGCGAUUGUCGGAAGUCGUCCGAAAGAUCUUCGGAAAUGCAAUGUAUUCUGUGCUCUGGUAAUUCAUUCGUAAAUAUUUAGCUACCCUUAUCGUGUAUUCAUUCGUGUGACUGUAUCGUAAUUUUCACAAUAAUCGAUCGUGCCGGGGAUUUUCAUUUCGGUGAAUGCUUAUCAUCGUCGGUGUUAUCAGUUACCGGCGUAUCAUGGAUGAUUAUUGUUAAUUUUUUUUUGGACGCUGAGGUGUUGGUUGAGUUACUGUCGGAUUCAAUUCGCUGUGGUGUGUCAAUGGUCGGUGUAUUGGGCAAGUUGGCAGAGGUGUAAUUGGUCAUUGUAGCAGGAUUACAACAAUGUGAUUGUUAUGGGACCGCAAGCAGACGGCCAAAAGGUCUGUCGUCGUGAUACUUGUCCAGGUACCGCAGGAUGCCAGUCAGUACCGAUCAUCGUCAAUCAAAACGUUGCAAACAUUGCGAAGAAGCGAAUCACGGUGACUCGGUAUACUGGAAUAUCCAGCUGGACCAGGAUUUGCUCAAUACGAUUAUUUCCGUUUAUCCAGAGUGGUUUAAGGGAUUGAAAGAGGGUAGUAAUAAUAUGGCCCAAGGAGGAGGUUCCUCUGCCGGUUCCUCUGCUACUUCCGUCGGCGGUAGUUCGUCGCAAACUGUGUUAUUUCCAAGAUCGCCACCUAAAGCUGAAGUGGACGAGUCUCCUUUGCAGAAAUCUAUGGAUCGUAAUAAAGAAUCUUUGAAAGUGAAGUUGAUGCUGCGGCGUCCUAUAAAUCAACUUGUUGCUCAAGGCAUCAUGCCACAAUUGAAAACCUCACCCACGAUACAUGAACAACGACAGAAGCUAGAAAGAGCGAAAAUGGGCGAUUUAUUGAAGGCGAAAAUCCAACAACGACCAGAUCGACAAGAACUCGUCAGACAGCACAUUUUAGAAGCGGAUGUAGGGCACGUUGAUCCGUCGUUGGCAGAACGACAAAGAAUGUUGAAAAAAUGUCGACUGGUGGAUUCUUUGAACGAUCAACUAUCUCAUCGGCCGGGUCCGUUGGAGCUCAUCAAAAAAAAUAUAUUACACACCGAAGAGCCCAUCGAAAGAGCAGUCAAAGAGGGUCACAUCGAGUUCAAAGCGACCAGCGAAGGGCAAAAAACCAAACCGGAGCAUCCGGAUCAUUACAUGACAAUCGAUGACGAUUCGCAAAGCUCCGAUGCUCAAUCGCCUCGCGACUCUAGCUCGACGUUUAACGGCGACAUGUCGCCUCCGUCGAGCCAUCAUUCUAUACAAGCCAUGAUUACCGAUGGCGGUAACGAACUGUUCCGGCAUACCGGAUCUGAUAUGUUGGAGACGGCUGCGGCUCAAGCCGGAAUUGUUACCGUGGUUGUCGCUCCAAACGCCAGCAUCCUUACGACUGCUCCGAGUCCUCUGUCUUUAGGUUCCUCUACUUCUAGUUUGUCUCCAUUAAGCUCUAUAGCCUCACCGUCAUCUGUAUCCUGCAGUAAUGGUGCCACAUUCGCAUGUUCCUCGCCAGCCUUCACUACCACUAUUUCCAGGCCCACGUUGCCCGUCCAUCAACAGCAACCGGCCCCUGGCAAAGAUAAGAAUAAAAAGAAAUCUAAAUCUAAAGUGCAACAGCAAAAAACUAGGACUAUUAAAUUUCACGAGUACAAGGGACCUCCGAGUGCUCAGAAAAAUAGCAAUAAUUCUAAUUCAUCUUCUAAUUCGAGUUCCAAUUCAAAUUCAGAAACGUCGUACGAUAUAUUAUUAAGACAACAACAGGUUAUCCUACAGUUACAAUUGGAGUGGCAACAAAAGCAUUCGCAAAUGGUUUCGCAGCAACAGAAAACAGCCGAACAAAAUCCAUCUUCGCCUUCGAUCAUAUCAUUGUCGUCGCCUUCGCCUUCAUUAUUAUCUCAACAAAUGAUGGAUCAGUCGACGUCUCCUCCUCCUCCUACCCCUCCUCCGCCGCCGCCGUUACCACCGCCUCCUCCGCCACCGAUGCCCUCGUGUAAUACAAAUGUGGCCAAACCGCUUAGAAAUUUGGAAGAUAUGAAAGUUAGUGACUUGAAAGCUGAACUGAAAAAACGAAAUUUGCGCGUAUCCGGACCUAAACCGCAUUUAAUUCAAAGGCUGAAGCCGUACGCUGAGAGUGCCACGAAUAACAAUCAUUCUAAUCAAAUUAACGUAUCAUCUUCCAAUAUUGCCAUUCCAUUUAAUGACGAUUCUAUUCCAGAUUCAAGUGUUCCGUCUCCGGCGCCGCAAAUAAAUCAGCCAUUAUCUAUAAGCAGUACAGAACCGGACCCGUUAUCGAAACCUAACUCGCCCCAGACCCAAAAUACCGAUACGUCGGUAAACAAAGUAACCUCUUCGGGCGAACAUAAUAUAAUAGUUGAACAAUCCGAUGAAGAUAUAAUUCGCGAACAACAAAGAAAAAUCGAAGAAUUACAAAGGCAAUUGCUGAAUUCGCAAUUAUUACUGCAGCAACAACGACAACAACAACAACAACUUCAACAGCAAGCCAGGUCAUCACAAACAUUCCAGCCACCGCAGGCGAUAAACGCGAAGGCAAAUUUGGCCGCAUUUAUACAGCAGCAGCAACUUAAUCAGCUGCUGGCCCAGCAACAGCAAAAGUUGCAGAAGCAAAUACAACAGCAACAGUUACAAAUUCAGCAAGCGGUCCUGAAUAGCAAUAAUUGCAGUAAUCAACUUAACAAUAAGAUUAAAACGAACGUUGCCAACAAUGUGAACGUCGUUAGAAAUAUAAAUAAUAAUAUUGUGAUAAAUAACGCCAAUAAUACCAAUCACAUUACCGGAAGGGAACGCAGUAAUACUGUUAUCCUAGGAGAACAUCCGGCUACCUUAGUACUUAACCAUGUCAAUAUUAAAUCCGCUGAUGGACACCAUCAAAGGACCACAUCGUUACCUAAUUUUGUCGGAACAUUCGUACAACCUCAUCAUUUAGUAUUAUCCAAUCAAGGAAUGAAGCAAUUAGUCUUCGAUUCCGAGUCUGUAAUUAUUCCCGAACAUAUUAAAAUUAAAAAUGGAUUCAUCAACGGAUCAGUUGUCGCUACCACCGAUUCGACAGUCACAUCGAGUAGCCCUAGCAAUGCUAUCGAAGUCGAUAUCAAACCAGAUGUCGAUACUUUGAACAAUACAGCUUCGCAAAUCGUUCUAGAUAACGAUAAUUACGUUACAUUACAUAUCGGCGAAGAUGAAGGCAUGACUGUUAACGAAAUUGAUGGUUUUAAUCAAAACGAAGAGAUCUCAAAAAUAUUCAAACAAGAAUACAACGUAAACGAAUCGGUGGACGACGUUUUAGACUUACUAAUGAAAAACGGCGAAUUCAAUCCUCCAGAAUCAGGUUCAUCAACCCCUAUCGCCGCAGCCUCCGUCACCGUCAACGUGAACGAUCAAUUUGCCGCAGCAAACACGACACCUCAACCAUCGAACGUUAACGUACCAAUGCCAGCGACCAGCAUCUCAUCGGAAACGACCUCCACCCCUAGCUCCAACAACGAAUCUAAUAGUAUGUUUUCAUCUAGCAGUAUCGACCAAAGCGUACCUUCGCAACAUUUAAGUCUAGAAGAGCUCGGUAUCGAUAUGGAAGCAUUCCCGAUGGAUUUGGGAGAAGAGCAUCAUGAUCCUCCGGCACAAACAUCCGAGCUAAUGGAUGUCGAUACCGAUUGGCUCGAUAGACUGAUAUCGUCCGAGUUAGAUCAUUCGACUCCUACAUCGUCGUCAGUCAGUGGUAAUUACGAGUCUUUGUUAAAUAACAAUAUCACCGAUCCUUUAGAUCUCUUCAAUAUCGAUGACAACGAUUUUAAAAUUGCUGCCGAAUUUAGCUGGGAUCGAGUCGAUUUUGCUACGUGAUGGUUUAUCUAAUCUAUUGAGGAUGCUUUUGCGCUUGCUUAGGCUAUUAUUAUUUUUUUUUCAAUUUGUCUUAUUUUGGGAUCUCUAUGUGAUUGAUGAAAGUUGUACGUUUGUUCAAGUAUUAAGUGUAGAUGUAAUACGGAGAUAUUUUAUUCAAUUUUUUUUUUCAUUAUGUAGUCAAUUACUUUUGAUAAGUUGUUUUUUUGUACGAUGUUUAUUUAUUUAUUAUUCUACCAGAGCCGUCGAUCGGUGUUCGAUGGUGUAUGUUUCGAUAAUGUCGUAACGCGAUCGAUUCUUGUUCUUCGUAUGUCACAUUCCCUUCUUCUCUCUGUAGAAUUUGUGUGCCAUUUUUUUUUGUGAUAGUAUUACGAGUACGAUUUUACCCCCCGUGUAGUGAUUCGCUAUCGGAGUGUGAAGGAAUGGUUCAUGCGGUUUUCUCGAAUGGCUAUUUAUAAUAUGUACCUAGUACCUACCCUCGAAGAGUGAAAAAACCCACAUAUCAUCUUCGCAGUUCAUACCGCGAAACUAUAGACGAAAAUUAAUCAACUCGAGCGUCUCGAAACGCUUCAUCUAUAAGUACUUACUCUUUUUUUUUCUUAUUGAAUUCAUUAAAAAUUAUCCGUUUGAUAAAACUUUUAACCUUUUUGAGCUACGUCACUGAAAGCUGACUUUUUCCCAAGUUUUAUGACCUGAAGUGACGCUUCAAAGAGAACUUGCUGAACGGUACCGUGUUUUACCUGGCUUUAAUCUUAAUUUGGCCAACUUCUUAUUCGUAUUGGCUGGUUCAACAGAAAGUAACUUAUAAAUUUCACGAGACAGGCAACUUUCACGCUCGUAUACCGACGAAAAAUUAAUUCCGAGUUGGUAAAGUUUUGAAUUUGGUUUUCCUAAGCUUAGAUGACCUAUAUAUAUAUAUUUUGUAAAAGAUUUCAUCAACCUUUUCUCCGCCAUAUAAUAACGAGUUUUUAAUAGAAAUUAGACGGUUCGCGGAGCGGUUUAAAGUAAACUUCAAAAAAAUAUAUCUUUAUUAAAUCUGAGGCAAAGGUGUUACGAAAAUUUGAUAUUUUCCCAUCCCCUUCCUUCAUCUGCAUUCGAGUCUUUUUUGGGAUCGUAAUUUUAAUCAAAAUAAUAAAAGGAAAAAUAAACCUAUUCUCGGUUUUUUCGUAACCUAGUUUUUUUUCUCUUUUAUGUAAGCUUUAUCCGCUAUUUUGAAUGUUAUUCAUUUAAUUUGAGAAAAAAUUACACUUUGAAUGUAAUUCAAUCGCCACUAAGUAUUUGUGUAUAAAACAGAAAAAAAUCUCGACACGUUUCAUUUUCAACAAUUUUUUCUUCUUUUUUUGAUACCUUAUCCGGUAACUUACUUCGUUAUUGUGUCACGUUUCUUUAAUUCGCCAUCGCCAAACGUGUCUUUAAUACUCGAAAAUUAAAUUCUGAAAUAUUAAAAAACAGAAUAAGUCGUUUCGUUUUGCGUAUAAAAUGAGAUUUAACGCGAGGAUCAGCAUUUUAAUUAAGUUUAUUGUGUUACCUUUGAUAGGUCGUUAUUUUAUUAAAUUUUUUACCAUUCGAGAAUUUAUUCGAGAGUACUUAGUACUACGUGUAGGUAACUCUACCCGCAGUUAAUGCGAGAGUUUUAUUUUUUUAAAUACGUACCUUUUGUGCCAUUUGAGAAAGCUACAUCGCAUCUGAAAUUUACCAUUACGUUUUCAUUCCAUUAAAGAUCUGAAAAAAUCGAUGUGUAUUUAAAUUGGCACCAUCGAUUUGUUGCGUUAGACAUUAAACGGAAAUAAUUUGUGAUAAUAGUCGAGAAAAAGUACGGCUCGAAUAAGCCACGUCGAAGGAAUAAACAAAGCUGGAAAAUUUCCUUCGGCGUUAUCGGUGCUUAUACCUUUUAUUGACAUUUAGAAUUAAUCGUUAUUUAGUUAAUUAUUCGCUAUAUUGUUGCUCAAAGAUAUUUCGACAAUAUUUUUAUUUAUUUAUUCAUUUUUUUUUUUUUUUUUUGUCUUGUAAACAUUCUGAUUUAUGUAAUUCUCUUGUCUUGUUUGUAUUUAAAUUGGAAAAUUCGACUGGUUAAACAAUUCCAUUGUGUAUCGAGGACCAUGAUGAUGAUGAUGAUGAUGAAAAAGUGUAAAAAAGCAUAACUAACCCGCAAUAAUCGAUUAUUUUUACGCGAAAUUUCCCCUCCUCCCUCUUCAUCCGUAUGUUUACAAUGUUCGAUAUUUUAAAAAUUAUUUAGAUUUUUCAAUUUUACACGCUCGUUUUAUGUACUACUAUGUCGUUUUCAUUAUUUUUUAUACAAUUUUUUUUUGAAAAUCACGCCGAGGUAAAUAUCCAACGGGGUUUGUAAAUUUUUCCAUUUUUUUUUUUCUUAUUCUUCUUUUGUAAAGAUAAUAAAAAGCAAAAGGUUAUUAUUAAGGAGAAAAAACAACUUCAUUGCCAUGUAUUUAUUUAAUGUUCUUUUCUCUCUCUUUUUCGCUAUCGAUAAUUCCAUAUUUUUUUGUGUUUAAUUAUGUAUCGUAAAUCAUUCUUUUGUUUUUUUUUCUCUUCUUCUCUAUAUUUCUUUCUCUCUAUUGUAAAUAUGUCUAAAUAAAAAAAACGUAAUAAUUUAUCAAUUUGUAUUGAAAAUAGAUUUUAAAAAUGAUAUUUUUUUUGUCUUGAUUGUAGCCUGUACGAAUUUCAGUGUUACUUAAGCGACGAGUUUUAUGCUUAAUUUAAAAGUUUUACAAUAAAAAGCAAUUGUGUUUUAAAA
Planococcus citri (citrus mealybug) is the source of this 6634-nucleotide messenger RNA. It is a transcript of the gene Mrtf, whose product is annotated as Myocardin-related transcription factor. The transcript is spliced from 13 exons. Gene Ontology annotation, molecular function: transcription coactivator activity. The record is from RefSeq and is a predicted model, not a curated record. Gene Ontology annotation, biological process: positive regulation of transcription by RNA polymerase II. Gene Ontology annotation, cellular component: nucleus. NCBI's taxonomy places the organism in Eukaryota, Metazoa, Arthropoda, Insecta, Hemiptera, Pseudococcidae. The coding region runs from base 448 to 3888 and encodes 1146 amino acids.